AUGGCAGCUCUUGCACCUAUCACCGGAACUCUAAGAAAAAAAAUCAUCGCCGAUGUCACCAUUGGGUUUGCCAUUGGUGGUGUUAUGGGCAGCGCUUACUGGUGGGGAUUCCACAAAAAGCUGGUUGGCAAAAGAGAGGCACAUUACGAGAAACUAGCGGCCGAAAAAGCGGCUGAGAACUGA
Messenger RNA from Lachancea lanzarotensis, 183 nucleotides. RefSeq names its product LALA0S03e07140g1_1 (gene COX9). Gene Ontology annotation, biological process: mitochondrial electron transport, cytochrome c to oxygen. The record is from RefSeq and is a predicted model, not a curated record. The coding region runs from base 1 to 183 and encodes 60 amino acids. Lineage: Eukaryota; Fungi; Ascomycota; Saccharomycetes; Saccharomycetales; Saccharomycetaceae. The transcript has a single exon.